This is a messenger RNA of Rhopalosiphum maidis (corn leaf aphid), 483 nucleotides long. RefSeq lists its product as uncharacterized. Bases 1 to 483 code for a protein of 160 amino acids. NCBI's taxonomy places the organism in Eukaryota, Metazoa, Arthropoda, Insecta, Hemiptera, Aphididae. The record is from RefSeq and is a predicted model, not a curated record. The transcript has a single exon.
AUGAACAAAUUAUCUAAUGAGAAACUGGUGUUGAGUGACAAGAAGAAGUCUAAAAACGUUAAAGGAACCACUCCUAAGAAAAUCCAUCGAAAAAUCGUCAAAAAACAAACAGAAGUGGUUGGAGAAUUGUCGACGACUGUUGAAAAAGUCCAUCCAGUACAAGUAAAACCAAAAGUGCAACAUAAAGAAUUGAGUGCUACUAAAGGGACCGUUAAAAAAUCAAUUACACAAUCGGCUGUGAAUAAAUCGUUAGCGCAAAAAGUGUUGGCUAUGACCACCGAACAAACAUCAAUCAAUCGUCCAAAAUCUCGACCUAUCAAGAUACGUCCAAAAGAACCGAAUUCCUCGACCAUCAAUAAGACAGAGCCGAAGAGGUCAAAACUGGUGAAACGCGUUCUGAAAGCGAUUCCUACGACAUCAAAAACAACAACAACGAUCGUGAUGCCGAUAGUCUCAGCGGGGGCAUCACACAAACUAGGAUAA